CUUAUAUAGUGAUUUUCUAUUUUCAUGUGGACUAAAGUAGUGGACUGACCAACAGACUGACAUUAACAUCAGAGCCGUGCUGCUAGUGUGGCUAAAAGAAAAGAGAAGAAGAGACAGUCAUGUUGAUAUGAACAUUAGAGAAACACAUCAUGGAGCUGAAAUAUGAUCCUGCUUCCUCAUUUGGACUCAUUCACCUCAGCUGACACAUUCAACAGCAGACAGGUUUUUGUAGCAGUCUGUCUCACUGUGGGAGGAAGAUACUACUUCAUCUUUGGCUCUGGAACUAAACUGUCUGUAACAGAUGAGCAGGUAGUGAAGCCCGUGGUGAGCGUGUACCCAGCAACAUCCAGAGCCCACCUGGAGGGGAACAGCUCCCUGCUGUGUGUGGCCUCAGCCAUGUUUCCUCCUCUGGUCCAGUUCUCCUGGAAAAGACAGAAGAAGAACGGCGGAGAAGCGGAGGAGCUGCCCCCUGCUGAGGGAGAGCAGCUGGAGCUCAGAGAGUCGGGACGCACCAUUGCCAUCAGGAUGGUUGAUGGGAGUGAUUCUGACACAUAUAAAUACAGCUGCUGGGUGAAGCACGAGGGGGGCACAGUGGAGGCCCAAACACAACAAGAGGUUCCAGCUCCAGCAGCCUCCUGUCCUCCAGAGAGAGAGCCAGCAGACCUGCCAGCUCUGCAGCCAGCUGACUUGUCCUUCCAGUCUCAGUGCAGGGUGAAGCUGCUCUGCCUGCUGUACACAGUGCUGAUAGUGAAGAGUCUGGUGUACUGCUGUGGACUCUCUCUGCUGAUGAUCCUCACAAACAAGGGAGCGUCCACCAACUGCACACAUGCUGACUGACUGUUUUCUGCUCGCCUUUUCUCACCAUCAAAUCUCAUCAAUUCA
Oreochromis aureus is the source of this 882-nucleotide messenger RNA. Its product is annotated as immunoglobulin lambda-1 light chain-like. The coding region runs from base 163 to 837 and encodes 224 amino acids. The record is from RefSeq and is a predicted model, not a curated record. NCBI's taxonomy places the organism in Eukaryota, Metazoa, Chordata, Actinopteri, Cichliformes, Cichlidae. The transcript is spliced from 4 exons.